This is a messenger RNA of Etheostoma cragini (Arkansas darter), 1226 nucleotides long. RefSeq names its product calumenin-A-like. Gene Ontology annotation, cellular component: endoplasmic reticulum. Lineage: Eukaryota; Metazoa; Chordata; Actinopteri; Perciformes; Percidae. The transcript is spliced from 7 exons. The coding region runs from base 42 to 1226 and encodes 394 amino acids. The record is from RefSeq and is a predicted model, not a curated record. Gene Ontology annotation, molecular function: calcium ion binding.
CUGAGGCGGGACGGUAACGGUUCAGCGCGGAUGGGUGUGUGAUGAUCGGAGGAGAGAGAGAGAGAGAGAGAGAGAGACAGACAGACGGUGAAAACACGGUGAGCGUCCAGGUGCUCCGACACACACAGGUUGUCAGGAUGAUCCGUGCCUUGCUGCUGUGUUUCGUCCUCUGCGUGGUUUACGGCAGCAGUAAACCCACAGAGAAUAAGAGUCAAGUCCAUAAAGAAAAACCUCUCAGCCGCCUCCAACCCAAAGAGAAGAAGAUAAGUCGAGUCCAUGAAGAAGAACCUCUCAGCCACCUCCAACACAACGACAACAAAGACAACGACUACGACCACGAAGCUUUCCUGGGCCAAGCACAGGCCAAGGCCUUCGAGCAACUGGCUCCGGAGGAGAGCCAGCGCAGGCUGGGCAUCAUCGUGAACAAAAUGGACAGGAACCAAGACGGGUUUAUCUCGGAAGAGGAGCUGAAGGAUUGGAUCAAAUCCAUUCAGAAGAAACACAUUUCGGACAGUGUGGAGCAUCAGUGGAAAGACUUUGAUCUUAACGGGAACGGUGUGAUCAGCUGGGACGAGUACAAGAACGUCACAUAUGGGAGCUACCUGGAAGACCCUCAGAUGGACACAGAAUAUAACUACGAUCAGAUGAUGUUGAGGGACGAGAGACGCUUCCGAGUCGCAGACACAAAUGGAGACCUGAUGGCAGACAAGCAGGAGUUCUCGGCUUUCCUUCAUCCCGAAGGCCACCAGCACAUGAAGGACAUCGUGGUGCAGGAAACAAUGGAAGACAUUGACAAGAACGGAGACGGUUUCAUUGACCUGAAGGAGUACAUCGGCGACAUGUACACGUCAGAUGGAGAAGAAGAAGAACCAGAGUGGGUCGCCACCGAGCGCCAGCAGUUCUCUGAGUUCAGAGACAAAAACAACGACGGGAAGAUGGACAAAGAAGAAACUCUGGACUGGAUUCUUCCUUCUGACUACGACCACGCUGAAGCCGAGGCCAAGCACCUGAUGCACGAGGCCGACACCAACCAGGUACUCGCCUGUCCUCUUCUUGCUGGGGCCAUGGGUCACAGGGCGUAUAUACCCAGCAGUACAUAUACCUGGGCUGAUGGACCGAUGGACCUAGCGGUACAUAUACCUGGGCUGAGGGAUCUAGCAGUACAUAAACCCGGGAUGAUGGACCCAGCGGUACAUAUACCCGGGCUGACGGACCGAUGGACUUAG